AUGUCCGCCCUUCCCGCCGCCGCGGCCGCGGCCAACGAGCAGACUCUGUCGGACGCGCUCGCUGCUGCUUCGAUCACUGCCGAGCCCGAGACGACCGACGACAAGGCCGUCGAGCAGCCUGAGAAGACCGAGGAGGACCUCGAGGAUGGCGAGAUCAAGGAGGACGACGGCACGCCCAAGACUGUGUUCCACGACUCUUCCCGCUUCAACAUCAAGCACCCCCUGUAUGCCCCCUGGACCCUCUACUUUGACUCGCCUCAAUCAAAGGCUCUGCCCAAGACGACCACCCUGUCGUCUUCCGCUGCCAACCACGGCGGCUGGCUCGAUGACAUUCGCAAGGUCAUCCAGUUUGACUCGAUCGAGGAGUUCUGGGGCCUCUACAACAACAUUGUCCCCCCUUCGCAGUUGCCUGGCAAGGCCAACUACUACCUGUUCAAGAACGGCAUUAUCCCCGCUUGGGAGGACCCCGCCAACAAGAACGGUGGCAAGUGGUCGGUCCAGGUUCCCCGUGACAAGUCGAGGUCGACCAUCGACAAGAUGUGGCUCUACACCAUGCUCGCAGCCAUUGGCGAGACCUUUGAGACGCCGCUGGACGGCUCUGCCCCGGGCGACUCGGACCUCGUGACCGGUGUCAUCAUGUCAUGCCGCCCUGCUUUCUACCGUAUCGCGAUCUGGACCAAGGACGCGCCCGACGUUGCGCUUACCGAGGAGACUUCGCCCCUCCUGAAGCGCGUCAUGGACAUUGGAAGGCACUUCAAGGUGUCGGUCCUGGGCUUUGAGCUCGAGCAGAAGCUUGGUGGUGGUUACUCGACUGAUUGCCAGUUUGAGGCUCAUUCCGACUCGAUGGACAAGAAGAAGAGCAAGACCAAGCUGACUGUGUAG
Apiotrichum porosum is the source of this 882-nucleotide messenger RNA. RefSeq names its product eukaryotic translation initiation factor 4E (gene TIF45). Gene Ontology annotation, biological process: translational initiation. The transcript is spliced from 4 exons. Gene Ontology annotation, molecular function: translation initiation factor activity; RNA 7-methylguanosine cap binding. Gene Ontology annotation, cellular component: eukaryotic translation initiation factor 4F complex. The record is from RefSeq and is a predicted model, not a curated record. Lineage: Eukaryota; Fungi; Basidiomycota; Tremellomycetes; Trichosporonales; Trichosporonaceae. Bases 1 to 882 code for a protein of 293 amino acids.